Molecule: messenger RNA, 1848 nt
Organism: Owenia fusiformis
Lineage: Eukaryota; Metazoa; Annelida; Polychaeta; Sabellida; Oweniidae
Source: the annotation of a GenBank genome assembly
UUAUACAAACAUUUCGAUGACCAAGUUUAUCCGAGGUCUUCAUCUGGUAACACAGUUGUUACAGUUGAACAAUGUAAGGGAUGGACAAUGGACAAUAGAAUGUUGAAUGAAGCAACGCUGUGUAUUCGUAGCCUGCAAAAUAUAAUACCAGAAUAAUCAUGAUCAUCCAAUACCUAGGCACCUGAGAAUGUUUGCAUAUCAUAAUAGGAGGUUUCUUAUAUAUUGAUGUAAAAUACAUGCACUAUAACCACCAUGCACAGGUAAUGAAUGAAUGAGAUCGAUAGCUUGUUAUCGGGAUAUACAGUACAUUUCAGACAAGAAAUGACAAGUAUGGGUUGGUGGAACAAGAUCACCUAUGGCUGGCUGGUGGUACUUGCGGGGUUCUUCUCGCAUCUUUUCACAUACGGAAUCAGUUGGUCUGUGGGUGUGUUUUUCGUCGUAUAUCUGGAUGCAUUCCAAGAAUCCAAAGGAAUGACCGCCUGGACUGGGUCGCUAAACACUGCUUGUAUGUACGGAAUAGGUCCAGUUGCAAGUAUUCUAACCAACAAGUUUGGAUAUAGAGUAACAAUGAUGACAGGGGGUGUGCUCUCAGCCGUUGGACUCGCCACAAGUGCUUUGUCAACUAAUAUAUACCAUUUGUAUGUUACAUUCGGAAUAGUUACAGGAUGUGGUUUUGGAAUCUGCUACAUUCCAACAAUAGCCGUCUUGGCUGUGUAUUUUUCAAAGAAUUUAACAUUGGCGUUUGGAUUAUCAUCAGCAGGUGUUGGCAUUGGAACUUUUGUUUACCCGCCCCUUAUAACAAGCUUAAUAUCAUUGUAUGGGUGGCGAGGAUGUAUGCUGAUUCUAUCAGCUAUUACCCUUAAUCUAUGUGUAUGUGGUGCUAUAAUGAAGCCGAAUCCGAUUCAAACUUCUAGUCUAACGGAGGUCGAUGAACGAUGCCCAAUGGAUGACAUUGAGACCUCCGCUCCCCAAAAUAAUGUAUUUGAUAUUAAAGUCCUUACAAAUCUGAAUUUUUUAUUCAUGUGCCUAAGUUCCUUCCUCUAUUGUUUUGGACAUUCAAUAGUUUACGUUCAUUUUGGGGAAUAUGCAAUUACCAGAGGCAUCAAGGAAAAUCAAGCGACAUUCUUAUUUUCAGUGAUUGGGAUAUCGAACCUAAUUGGGAAGCUCAUAUAUGGAUCAAUAUCUACGGUAAAACAUCCUUGUGCGAAUAUAAUACUAAUGUUUGCGAUAUCAUUGACAUCUUCUGGUUUAUUAACAAUGACGAUUCCCUUUCAGACAGGGUAUCCACUGUUAGUUAUAUUCUCGGUUGUAUUUGGGGUAUGUAGCGCAGCUUUCGGCGUGUUGCCAUCGGGAAUUGUCCACCAGUUUCUUGGGACAAAAAAUCUUGCCACUGGAUAUGGUAUUUUAUGUAUAUUCUGUGCAAUGGGUACACUUCCUGGUGCUCCGAUAGCCGGUGAGAUGUUUGACUCUGUCAAACGUUACGCAGAAUCAUUCUACUUGGGAGGAGUUGCUAUAGGCCUUAGUGGAGUUAUUAUGAUUAUACCAUAUCUCAGAACCCGCACAUCCGGGCAUUUACAAAACAAUAUAAAUGUCACUGCUGCAGAUGAUUUUACAAAACAAAGUCUACUAGAUAUCGCCACAGACCAUUAGAAAAAUAUUACAUCUGAAAUUACAUUAUUGGUUUAGUGAAUAAAUAAGUAUGACAUGAUAUAUUUUAUCUAAGAGUACGAUGGAAUCAUUUGGGGUAUUGCACUUCUUUUUGUUUUUUUGAAAUAUAUAAAUUUAAUAGCUGGUCUAUUCUACCAUUAAUGAAUGUUUCUAUAUAUUCUGUACAGUGUACCCUAGCCU